GACAACUAGAUGAAAGAACAGUCUAAUGACAUCGGGCCGACGGUGCAGUCAUGACUGAAAGUCUUGAACGCAUCAGCUUGCGAACCAGGAUUCUGGUACUGUAUGGAGUAUUCAAUUUUCUACCUCUCCAACAAUGCAGCAAUGUCAAACUAACGGUGACAGAUGUGCCCGGAAAGCCAGUGUGGAACGAGACGUGGACAGAUCACUUGAGGAAAGACCUCCUGCUGAACUAUGACAAGUUCGCAAGACCAGCUCAGCACUUCAACACAACGACAGUGACAAUUGAUAUCACAAUUCGUCAUGUGACCAUUGAAGACCUGAAGUCAAUGAUGACUGUGUACGCUUGGGUAAAAAUGUCCUGGAUUGACGAGAAGCUUAAAUGGAAUGCUUCGCACUACGGUGGUUUGACGCACCUUCAUCUCGGCGAUCAUGAAGUCUGGCAGCCGGAUAUUGUUCUCUACAACAGUGCGGCUGGUAGUACAAUUGACCAUUACGGAAACACGCACUGCAUAGUGAGCGGGGAUGGAACUGUGCUCUGGGUUCCUCCGUCGCAAUUCAUGGUCUUCUGCGACCUCGACCUCCGCUUUUGGCCAUUCGACACUCAAGUUUGUUUUCUGAGACUCGGUUCCUGGACAUUCGACGGUGAACAGAUCGACCUACAAUUUUCAGAGGCCGAGAAUCAGCCCGACCUUCUGACACACAACUCCGAGUGGCUACUCAAAGGUUUGACCCGUGAACGUAACGUCGCCCACUAUCCAUGCUGCCCUGAAGCCUAUAUCGAUGUAACUUACAAUCUCACCAUGCAGAGACAAUCCCCGAACUACGCGGCCAUCGUCAUGACUCCAGCGACUGCCAUUGUGUUCCUGACGUUGGUCAUCUUUUGGUUGCCGCCUCAGUCUGAGGACAGAAUCACGGUCGCGGCUUGCACGAUGGUUCUGAUAUCUUUGUUCCUGAUCUAUUUUAACCAGAAGUUACCAGCGACUGCUCACCACACGCCUCUAAUCUUGCAUUUCUACAACUGUAGCCUGUACUUGGUUAGUAUAUCACUGAUAAUCUCGGUGACGGUGAUUAAUAUGUCGAAGAGGUCAAACGCGAGACGGCUGCCCUGGAGAGUGAAGCAGUUCCUGGUAGGUCAGUUGGGGAAAAUUCUUUGGCUCGAUGAGAUGGUCCAAUUGGUUAAAGUACAGAGAGCGAAUCCUGGCGAGGAGAUGCGAGAAGGCAACGUAACCGAUGGGAAUCAAUCAAUUCCCGGAACACUCGGCACUUCCAGUCUGAACGAUGGCGACCGCCAGAAUAUCCUCACUCCACCGAAAUCCUCUCAACUUGAGUGGACUCUGGCUGCCAUGGUGCUCGAUCGAAUUGCCUUUUUGCUAUACUGCUUUGUCUUUGUCAUUCUCGCAAUACGUUGCUCGGUGUAAGGAAAAAAUCUUAGUUUUCUACCGAAAAAAAAAAAAAAAAAAAACCAAGCCAUAACAACAAUAAUAAUAAUAAUGUGUUGGUCGUUUGACUUCUUUUUCUUCGUUUUCUUCCGAUUGCUGGAGAAACUUAUUCAUAGGAAUAGUCAUAACUGAUUAUUAUUGUAUAUGAGUGUAGAUUACGUGUUAUAAUAUAAAUGUUCCUUCUGGAUUAUUAUGGCUUUCCGGAAAAUGCUUUAUGAUUACUAGAAAACACUUUAUACAUUAUGAAAUAUAUUUUUACAUCAUCGUAAAUUAAGCAAAGUUAUAAACUAUACAGGAUAUAAUUAAUUAAAUAAAAUUUAUUUUCUUAUUGA
Molecule: messenger RNA, 1771 nt
Organism: Neodiprion virginianus
Lineage: Eukaryota; Metazoa; Arthropoda; Insecta; Hymenoptera; Diprionidae
Product: acetylcholine receptor subunit alpha-like 2
Exons: 9
Coding region: 51-1418 (455 amino acids)
Biological process (GO): chemical synaptic transmission; monoatomic ion transmembrane transport; signal transduction
Cellular component (GO): synapse; membrane; neuron projection
Molecular function (GO): extracellular ligand-gated monoatomic ion channel activity; neurotransmitter receptor activity; transmembrane signaling receptor activity
Source: RefSeq, a predicted model, not a curated record